AUGGGCGGAGUUGGUCAGCGACCACUCUCUGAAGUAAGCCCCAUGGCGCAGAGACGCAACUCUCCUAUCUGGAACCAAACAACCAAGAUGCCGGCUGGCGAAGCCGCUGCUUACGAUGUCUCCCCUCUAAACAACACAUCUGCCCAGCGUCUCUUCUGGAAGGGUCGCGAAUCUCCUACUCCGUUUGCCAAGGGCGCCGAAAACCGUAUGCCAUAUGACCCGGAAUCCUCUUACUUCCCUGCGCGUCGCCCAUCCCUCGAGGACCUCAAGCGCGCGUCGCGAGUGAAGAACAAUGCCGGCAUGUUUCGCGAUACUGAAUAUGACCCAGCCAAUGUCAAUGUACCACAGAGACCAAUGGCCGCUGAUCGGUCACCGAACCGCGAUAGCCAAAUGAAUCUCGCCAAGUCAAAAUUCGUUGACGAGGACGAUGCGGCAUGCAUUCCGAGACCAAUUUCUCCAAGUAAAGAUCAGCCUUCCCCUGGAAAGUCAUCACUGUCUAAGGGCAGCCGGUAUGGCAAGGGGUUUGAUCCGUCGCAUGACAUUUGGUCCGAGCAUGAUAACGCUGCUUACGGGAAGAGUGUCAAGUUCGACGCUGCACCCCCGCAAGUCAAUGAAUAUGAGAUGCGCACCCCUGACCCCUCCUCUCUUGCUUCAGGGUCCCGUGAAAAUAGCUAUGACUCGGAGGAGGAUGUGGAUGUCAGUUUCGAGCAUGAGUCAUCCAUUGAGCGAGACGACAGCUUUGAUGCCUCACUCGAGGAUAUUGAAAAGACCCCAGUGGUUCUCCCCGAGGAUUGGCGUUUCAUGAGUCCUGAAAGUGGAAAUGAGGAAGAGGACUCUUUCGUUGAGAACACCGACAAUGACACCUCUGACGAACGUCCCGUGUCGCGCGGAGGAGACUCUAGCAGUCAUUCUCGAGUGGAGUCUCUUGAUUCCAAUGGCGAGCGUCGUCCGCUACCGCCGCUGCCUUCAGUUGCACGCAUGUCCUUGUCUGGAUCUCGGCCAACUUCGCCGGAGAAGUUGGCCACCGCCUUCGAACGUGGCAGUGGUAGUGAGCGUGGCUUGCCCGCCGCUCCCCGUCCCGCAUCGUAUAGCAAAUCUGACCUCAACGGCGGCGUGUCCUUGGAAGAGCGAUUGAAGCUCAUGAUGCUCCAUGAGCAUGAAGGGGAUGGAGAUGACAACGACAAGGAGACGAAUGAGCCAUUGAAAGCAUCAGCCAAGUCUCAACUCGCGGAGUCGGCCCUUGAAAGUGAGACACAAUGCGCAGAAGCAUCAGGGCACGACGUCUUCUCUCCUCCACGCAUUUCUCGCGAAUCCAUUUUACGGGAUAUUCGCAGGAGCGACAGCUAUGAUGAUGAUGCUUUUGAUGAUGACUCUCAAAUUGCCUCUAGCCCCAACCCUUAUGACCAUUAUGACCCAGAUGUCCCCAUUCCGUCUCUGGAAAAGGACGAUGACGAUUGUUCCAGUGUGAUCAUUAAAGAGGAGGCGCACGACGACGACCUUUAUGCCAUCCCUGAUUACUAUCAAAACUAUUCUGAUAAUAGCCUGUCCUCAAAAGACCAGCGAGCCAAGUAUGACGAGGAUAGCAAUUAUUCACUGCGUGAGGCUGCGGAGGCUACGGAGGCUACUGUGAAGGACAACUCUGGUCAGACCACCCCCAUCGCCGAGAAAAACGAUGAAGGUGUAUCUGAACAUCAGAUUGAGGAAUCAAAAGAGAUCCCUCAGGCUGACCAAGGUCAUGGAUUUGACAUGGCUUCUAUUCGCCAAUCCCUUGGCCGUCCUGUGACUCCCGAGAUCAAGCAGGAGCACGAAGAUGAGAUUUCCGAGCCUUCUACGCCAGAGUCCGUCAUUCGACAUCCCAUUGAGGACGGUGAUGAUGCAGUCGAGGAGGAUGAUGAAGCCUUCGAAAGUUCCUCCGAUGAAUCCGUUCCUGAACCAGUCGCCACUAUCAAAGCCCCUGGCGCUGGUCUCAAAACUCGACCCUCGCUAACACCUGCUGAUAUGGAGUCCAUGGCUGCGACUCGUCGCAAGAUCAGCGGCCAACAUGCGCCUCCAAUGCCGUCUCUCACCCGGCAGUCUUCCACCGACACUGAGCGCGAAGACAAAUUCACCGAUUUGGCACCGCAGCUGACACUUCCAACCAACCCAUCUCAACGCCAGUCAAGCCUGAUGCAACUCGACAUACCCUUCAGCAUUCAGGAGGAAAGUCUUGGCUUUGGCCUCGACAGGGAGUUUGACCGCGUCAUUGAAUCUCAAAAGGUUGCGUUCCAAUUCGCUCUUUCCCAAAUUGAUUAUUCUCCAGUCCCAGCUUCCCAGGCGGAUCGCCCGCUGGCCUCUCGAACCCAAGGACUUCCCAAAUUUGCCGACUUUGUCAGACCCGCUAACAAACUUUGCAAUCAACAGAGAGGCUACCUCAUGCGGCAAAAUACUAAGGUUGUCAUCGCCAACAACCGUAUCGAUAACGAAGACGAACCCAUGAAAACGAGCGAACACUGUACGCAAGAUCCGCGCGGCACCCGCUCCGCGGGCUCUUCCCCUCGCAAGCCGAGCCAGCAGACCUGGACUACCGAGCCAUGGAAUGGUUCCACGCGACGUCCAAGUAUCAAGAUGGCUGGUGCUGUACCAAAGAAGAAGCCUGUUCCUGGUGUUGGUUCUGUGCCCCCCCCUUCCUGGUCAACCAAGCAACCUUCGAGGAAGGAGAAGAACGCGGUCGUCUUCGUUGUCAAGGUUGUCGGAAUCAAGUACUUGGAUCUUCCUCUUCCGCGUGGCGAGCGCUCCCACUUUUCACUCACACUGGACAAUGGUUUGCACUGUGUGACAACGUCUUGGCUUGAGCUGGGCAAGUCAGCUCCGAUCGGCCAAGAAUUUGAGCUCAUUGUCCAGAACGAUCUUGAAUUCCAACUGACUCUGCAGAUGAAGGUCGAUGAAAACAAGCUUUAUCCCCAGGAGACCGCUGCCUCUCCUGCUCGCCAGAAGACAUCAGCUCUAAGUCGUGUUUUCGCUUCUCCCCGCAGACGCAAGGAGCUCGAUCUGAAGCAGCAAAUGCAGACCCAACAGUCGAAGGAUGUUAACGCGCCCGUCUAUGACCGCCUUCGAAACCUUGUUGCUCGGGAUGGAAGCUUUGCUCGUGCCUAUGUUGCUCUCAGCGACCACGAAAAGCAGUCCUUUGGUCGUCCUCAUGUUGUCGAUGUUGCUUGCUUCAACGAAUGGGCCGUCGACGAGCAGCCCAGUAGUGUCAAAAGCAAGAAGAGCACCACAAGCAUGACUGCGCAGCGCCGUCCGCCAUACAAGAUUGGCAAGUUGGAAUUGCAGUUGUUGUUUGUCCCCAAGCCCAAAGGCAGCAAAGAAGACGACAUGCCCAAAAGCAUGAAUGCCUGUAUUCGCGAGAUGCGGGAUGCCGAGAGUGUUGCUGCUCGAAGCUGGGAAGGAUUCCUUUCUCAACAGGGAGGAGAUUGUCCCUUUUGGCGUCGUCGCUACUUCAAACUCCAGGGCUCCAAGUUGACUGCUUAUCAUGAGACGACACGCCAACCCCGGGCAACUAUCAACCUGGCCAAAGCCUCCAAGCUCAUCGAUGACCGGUCGUCUCUUACUCAGAAGGAGACCAGCACUAAGAAUGGUGGUCGCCGGAAGUCGGCUUUCGCUGAAGAGGAGGACGGCUAUAUGUUCGUCGAGGAAGGCUUCCGUAUUCGUUUCGGUAACGGCGAAGUGAUUGACUUUUACGCCGACAGCGCAGCGGACAAGGAUGGUUGGCUGAGAGUAAUGUCAGAGGCUGUCGGAAAGGGAUCUUCCUCUGGGAACGGUGCGGUCAAACCCUGGGCUGAACUUGUGCUCAAGCGUGAACGAAGCAUGAAGGCUCGGCGUUCCACCACCGACCGUCUUCCAGGUGGCCCCCCCUCGCCCACUGGAAAGCGACAAAGCAACAUCACAGGGGUCGCUCCCGCCUCAGCAGGCUCUGCGGCGCAGGCGCCCUCAUCUCCCCGUCCCCGACACAAGCACACCCAAUCCCAGCCCGAGGUGGGCGGUAUCGACGCUCGCCGGCAGAAAACGCGCUCUCUCAUGUUCUAA
Messenger RNA from Penicillium maclennaniae, 4062 nucleotides. RefSeq lists its product as uncharacterized. Bases 1 to 4062 code for a protein of 1353 amino acids. The transcript has 5 exons. NCBI's taxonomy places the organism in Eukaryota, Fungi, Ascomycota, Eurotiomycetes, Eurotiales, Aspergillaceae. The record is from RefSeq and is a predicted model, not a curated record. Gene Ontology annotation, molecular function: GTP binding.